Cajanus cajan (pigeon pea) is the source of this 1179-nucleotide messenger RNA. NCBI's taxonomy places the organism in Eukaryota, Viridiplantae, Streptophyta, Magnoliopsida, Fabales, Fabaceae. The record is from RefSeq and is a predicted model, not a curated record.
AUGGGCCGGGAAGAUAAUGGUAGUCAAGGAUCAAGGACCCAAUUAGAUUUUCCAUCAUCAGUUGAUUUGCGAUCCGAAUUUGCAUCAACCUCUCUCGCCACCGGAAGAGUCACCAGGUUUCUCGCCACCCACCACCGUCACCCCUGCCCCGACACUGUUGACUACCACCGUGACACCUCUGUCGCUGACGUUGAGUUCGAGUUUCUCCACGAUGGAGAAAUGUUAGCUCAGAGUGCUAGCAGCGACGAGUCAUGUGAUCAUCAUUCCAAUGAAAUGGAGUUCGAUGAAGACGAGGUAGACAAGGAUACCAUCCAGGAGAAUAGAAGAUUUUGGGACAACCAACACCAGCUUUUGCAGGCCACUCUAUGCAGAACUAGUUCUUUGGAGUCAAGGAUAAGACAUGCAACCAAAGAAGCGCUUCAGGAAAUAGAAAGUGUUGAAACCGCGUGUGGUUGCGGCAGACAGAUACCUGCCACUACUUGCCGAAACUGUUUGAUGAGAGAAGUUUCCAGGCACCUUCAGAAAGCAGGAUAUAAUAGUGCUAUUUGCAAAACUAAAUGGAGAAGCUCACCGGAUAUUCCCUCUGGGGAACACAAUUUUUUGGAUGUGAUAGAGAGGACAAAAAGGGGGGAGGUGAGGGUGAUAGUGGAGGUGAAUUUCCGAGGAGAGUUUGAGAUGGCGAGGGGAAGUGAGGAUUACAAUCAACUCGUUGGGAGGCUGCCAGAGGUGUUUGUGGGGAAGGUGGAGAGGUUGAGCAACGUAAUAAAGAUAGUGUGUAUGGCAGGGAAAAGGUGCAUGAAGGAAAAGAAAAUGCACAUGGGACCAUGGAGGAAGCAUAGGUACAUGCAGGCUAAGUGGUUAGGUCCAUGUGAAAGGGACACUUGCACAACCUCUUUGUCAAUGAUGCCAAUGCCAAUGACAAAGCCAAGGCCAAGGGCAUCCAUGUUGACCGUUGAUCUGCUAGACAAGCUUCCCAAUAUGCAUUGCACACCAGUUGAGGUUGUGUAAUUGUGUGUGUGAGAGAGAAGCAUAGUUUUUUUUUGGCCCUAUUUUGUUUUGGUUUAAUUUCCCACCUGGUGAAUAGUAAAUGAGUGAUUCGCAAAUGUCCCAUAUACGUGCACGUAAAAAUAAAAUUGUGGAAAUUAUAUGAGGGUGCAGUUCAAAGAUGCUCUUAAUGUU